GUUCCUUCAGAAGGGUUUAAUUUUUUCUUUUUUCGCCGAGUAGUAUUGACAGACGGGGUUUUACGUACGUCCGAGGCAAGCGAAGAGGCACGGUUGGAGAUGGCGGCCGACGAGGAUGGUACUGCUACUCCUCCGACGAGGCUUAUGAAUUUUGUGUCCGAAGAACAGUUGGCUGAAGCGAGGAGAACAAGGGGCUCUCGAGUUGAGGAUGGCACUGCCCAGAGAGAUAGAUCCCUAUAUGAGAUUUUAAAGGAGAACAAGGACAAGCAAGAUGCAGAAUUUAAUGAGAGGUUCAAGCAUAGACCACCUAAAGCUUUGGAUGAAGAUGAAACUGAGUUUCUUGACAAACUAGAGAUGUCAAGGAGAGAAUAUGAACGGCAAAUGGCAGAUGAAGAAGCCCAGCAGCUGCGGAGUUUCCAAGCAGCGGUAGCAGCCCAGUCAGCUGUUUUACAUGACCUGAAGGAAGAACCUCCGAUUCCUAAAGUCCAGGAAGACAAAUUAGUUGGGAGGAAGAAUACAGCAACUCGUCCUUCAGGUGUGAAUAUAAUAGUGAGGCCACAAACAAAGAAAGCAAAGACAGAUAUGGGGUCGAGGGAAGAUGCUUCGGCUGCAGAAAAAUCACCACAUGUUGGUAGUACCCAAAAACCUUUGGAUGUGGAAAAGACACAUGACGGUGGUGAUGGUCAGUACCAUAUUGUUGCUAACACUGGUUUAGUUUCGUACAGUGAUGAAAGUGAUGAUGACUAGACAGGCCGCCGCAUAUGAUGGAUGUCCAUUCAUUCACGAGGAAGGAAGCCCAGAGCAAGCAAGCAAGCAAGAAUCAUGGGGAAUGCGACUUGGCGUAUACAAACAACAAAAAAGGCAUCCAUCCAUCUAACAAGAACGUUUGCAUGGGGACGUCCACUGAUUAAUUUCAGCUUCUUAUUAUUAUUUAUUAUCGUUAUUCCACCGCUAUAUAUAUAAUAUAUCCUUGCUUAAUUUCAGAACGUUUGAGUAGUUGUUAGGGUGCAUGGCAUGGGGACGUCCCAUUCUCUCGUGAUGGAGGAAUUGUCAAUAAUAAUUAGAUUCUUCUUCGAUCUAAUCUGUUUGAUGAUGAUCAAACAGUGCUUCCAUUAAUAAAUUAUUAUUUGGGGUA
This is a messenger RNA of Diospyros lotus (date-plum), 1135 nucleotides long. RefSeq lists its product as uncharacterized. The record is from RefSeq and is a predicted model, not a curated record. The transcript is spliced from 8 exons. Bases 100 to 747 code for a protein of 215 amino acids. Gene Ontology annotation, cellular component: nucleus. NCBI's taxonomy places the organism in Eukaryota, Viridiplantae, Streptophyta, Magnoliopsida, Ericales, Ebenaceae.